Molecule: messenger RNA, 3871 nt
Organism: Phymastichus coffea
Lineage: Eukaryota; Metazoa; Arthropoda; Insecta; Hymenoptera; Eulophidae
Product: NPC intracellular cholesterol transporter 1-like
Exons: 10
Coding region: 864-3749 (961 amino acids)
Cellular component (GO): membrane
Source: RefSeq, a predicted model, not a curated record
UGACGCACUUUAGCGGUUUUUCGUUUAUCUGUAACAUUUCCGAAGUUUGCGAAAUUGACUAAAAAACCGAUGAAUCGGUUCAUUUGAAGUGGUAGUUCGAUGCUGCAAAUUCCAAACAAAGAUUCGAUUUCAAGCUUUUGCUUUACCAUAAAGUUUGCGAUAAUUUUAAUAUAGCUGCCAUUCAAUUUACGAAAAGUUAUUUGUCUUUUUUAAUAACCAGCAUAAUUGUUGCUCGAUUGACUUAGAAAGUAAAUGCAGCGUUUUUUCUCGUUUUUUUUUCAACAAUUAGAUAUAUUAACGAGACUUUUUUUUAAUGAACUGUAAAACUGCGCGAUUCUCUUAAAUACGAUUCAAGUGUUUCACUAAAAAAAAAUACGUACUCAAUUUGCGCGUUUAGAUUUUACAACGGUUUACCGACCGUCGAAUCGAUAAAAAAGUUAUCUGUGCGUGGCCGAUGAGUCGACGUGAGGAUAGGCCGACAAGCAGCCAUUUCUAAAACCUCGUCGGAAGAAAAUAGUAGUAAAGCUCUCUAGAGAAACAAUUUUCGCGUUUAAAAAGUUUGGCGCGCCAAGCAGUAGAUGUGUACCGCCUGUCGCUCGUCAGUCGCGUGUGAGUGUCAUCUACUGACCGGCUUUGACUUCUCUUUCAUUUUGUUAUUUUGUUUCUUACGUAGUGUCAUAUUGUUGUUAAACUGGUUGUCAUCGUUAUCACUUAUGUUUCACCAAUUCGUACUUAUUUCUUUUCUUUAUCGAGAUAUUCGUGUUUGCAGCUGUUGAAUCUCUUCGUUUAAUAUUAUGCUUGACUCAUAGUGACUAAAUUGAAAUGCAUAUUAAAUUUUCCAAGAUUUAUUUAUAUUAAAAUUCAUGGAAGUUGAGGAGAAUGAUUACAGAAAGUCUCCUCAAGAGGCACUGUAUAGAAUACCACAAGUGAUAUCUCACUUUGUUGAGCGAUUUUUUUACAUACUUGGACUUCAGAUUGCUAGACAGCCUAUACGAUGGAUGAUAGGUUGCUCAAUAGUUAUACUUCUGUGUCUUGGUGGUUUGCUAAAGUUCAGACAAGAAAAAAACCCCUUAAAACUAUGGGUCCCACCAGAUUCCGAUUUUGUAAGAGAUACAGAGUGGUUGACUUCAACUUUCAAGGAGGGACAAAAAAUAGAAAGCAUGAUUUUUGCUGCAGAUGAUAUUUUUGAACCUGAUGCUCUUUAUCGACUUAAUGAAAUUACUUUAAGAAUAUUUAAUGCACAAACUUACAAAGAACCCAUAGUGACUUGGACAGAUGUUUGUUUCAAGGUUCCUAUAAUAGCUGGUCUCAUAGAAUCUACAAAAAGAAAAAGAGAAAUGGACAAUGAUGAUUUUUUUGACGAAGAACCCACAGUGAUGAUUAAUAAAACAGGGUAUGACCCAGGGGUCCACUUGCCAACUGAUAUGUAUUGUCGUGUCAUAAAUAGCCUUCCUCAAGGCUGCUUGUUAUACAAUAUUCUGGACAUUUGGGAAUUUAAUUCUACACUUAUUAAAUCCCAAACUAAAGAACAAAUCAUAGAGAAAUUUAAUUCUGUACAUAUUAGCCCUACACUGGGGCAUCCAAUGAAUUUUAGUCAAUUAUUAGGAGGUGUUGUUACUGAUGAUAAAGGUAGAAUUGUAAGUGCAAAAGUUGUUAAAACACAAUGGAUGGUCCAUAUUAAUUUUACCGAGGCUAAUAUGGAUGAAAUGGGUAAUGAUGCUGGUACUGCAGAUUGGUCGACCAAGGAAGUGGUCGACUGGGAAGCGGUAUAUCUAGAAGAGCUCGAAAAGUCUUCUAGAGAUUUGGUAAGGUGGAAAGCCAGAACGAACAAAACCUAUUCGUUAUAUUUCGAAGCAGGACGGAGUUUCGGUGAUAUUACCCAAGCCAGUAUUUUCCACGACGUCGAGAAGCUCGUCGUUGGCAUUAUAAUAAUGUCAGUUUAUGUACAAGUCAUACUUUCAAGAUUCAAUUGGAUCGAAUGGCGAUUUUGGUUAACAAGCGUAGCUUUAUUUUGCAUAGGCGGUGCUUUCGCAGUAGCCAUAGGUUUGUGUUCUCUGUUUAACGUGCCCUACGGCCCAGUACACACCUCACUGCCAUUCAUGCUAAUGGGUCUGGGCGUGGACGAUACCUUUGUUAUGAUGGCAGCAUGGGAAGAGAUAUCGUCUCAUGAAAAAAAUCGCAACCGGCCGUUAGUCGAGCGAGUGGCAUUGGCAUUAAGUCAUGCAGGAGCCGCGAUAUCUGUCACGUCACUCACUGAUGUCGUUGCCUUUGUUAUUGGUGCCUCUACGAUUUUGCCGUCCCUGCACUCGUUUUGUAUAUACGCAGCGGUGGGUGUGUUUGUAACUUUUGUUCUGCAAGUGACGUUCUUCGUAGCCUUUUUCACGCUAGACUGCAGGCGCGUCGAAGAAAAGCGCAAUGGCGUUCUCCCAUGUAUUAAGCACGAGAAUUAUGUGCAUACCAUCACCGAUGCAGAGCAUAAUAUUUCCUGGAGGCUGAUCGAUAAGCUUUACACGAAUGUUGUAUUAACGCUACCUGGAAAAAUGGCUGUAAUUAUUAUUACGACGGCGUUCGCCACCUUCGGAGGCCUUGGUUCCUAUCAGUUAGAACAAUGGUUCGAUCCUAUUUGGUUUCUGCCUAGAGAAUCGUAUCUCAGCGAAUUUUUGAUUGUCAAGGAAAAGGAAUUUCCCAAAAUUGGCUUCGAGGCUACUGUGUUUAUGAGCAAAAUAGACUUUGUACCGGAGUUCCCGAAGAUUUUAAAUCUCAGCCGAACGUUAGAAAGAGCGUCGUUCACGGAGAGUGUGAAGAAUUGGCCUGUAGAUUUUAUACAAUUCGUAGAUGCAAAUUUUAAUAUCGAUGCGGAAAACAAAACCCUCAGCGAAACUGAUUUUCGCAUUUACCUCUCGAAAUUCUUGUACAGUCGUAUAGGUGGCAAGUACCAGCGAAAUUUCCGCUUUGAAAACAAUACUCUAACUUGCGGGAAAAUCGCACCUCCAAUCGUAAUGGCAAGCAUCGACUUUACAUUCAGUAAGUUUUAUUCUCCGUACGAGUGGAUACCAGGGAUGGACGGUGCGAAACAGAUGGUCGCCGAAGCGAAUUUUAAUGGAUUCGCCACAGUUUGGAGCGAAGUAUUUGCCACGUGGGUGACUGACAAGGUGAUCUCACAAGAAGUUCUCAGGAAUCUCAUACUCGCGCUUAUAUGCGUUAUGGGUAUGACUGCAUUUUUGAUUGCCGAGCCGCAGACGUGCUUGUGGAUUUUGCUCUGCGUAUUAUUGACGCUGUUAGACGUUUGUGGAUUCAUGUACUACUGGGGCCUCACAAUCGACAUUGUUUCUUGUAUAGGUUUAGAAUUAGCCGUGGGUUUGAGCGUAGAUUACGCAGCGCACGUAGCUCAUGGAUUUCUUAAUGCAGCGGACGUUCCUGGGACAAAUCGUCGGACCGACAGGAGCAUCCGCACACUCAAGGCCAUGCGACAUAUCGGGGCAGCCGUGCUGUUCGGCGCCGGUUCGACCUUGCUUGCUCUCUCCUUACUUUCGUUCUCACAGGCUUACGUCUUUCGUGCCUUUUUCAAAAUCUUUCUCCUCGUCAUUGUGUUCGGCUUGUGGCAUGGACUGCUGCUGCUACCUGUCGUACUUAGCACUAUUGGACCAAGAAGCCUUAGGACUAACUUUAGGAAUAAAAGUGUGCAAUCCAGGACUUCAGAUGGAACACAAGAAACGGAUACGGUGGCGAUGCCGCUGAACAAAGAAUAAACACUUAUAUUUUCAUCAAUAUUUAUUUUUGGUUCAAUGAACAUACAAAAAUUGUUACACCAUUCAUAUUAUUGAUCACACAUUUAUACAAAAAUAAUAAAAUCGUCAUGGAAUCCAUUCAA